Messenger RNA from Salvelinus namaycush (lake trout), 4717 nucleotides. It is a transcript of the gene tbc1d12a, whose product is annotated as TBC1 domain family, member 12a. Bases 261 to 3041 code for a protein of 926 amino acids. The transcript has 13 exons. The record is from RefSeq and is a predicted model, not a curated record. NCBI's taxonomy places the organism in Eukaryota, Metazoa, Chordata, Actinopteri, Salmoniformes, Salmonidae.
GUGGUAUUAGUGCUGCUGACUAGUACAUGGGGAUUGCAUUAAUCUGUUACAGCACAGGCCCGAUUGAAAUGUUAUUUUGACCAAACGUUCCUCAAAACAGUAUGCUGUUUUUGUGGGUCUGCCAGAUUAAAAACGACAGACUACAAAACAUGGUCACGCUCUCAAAGAACAACGAAGACUGGGAGCUCAGACGUCCGAGAGGGCGACGCUGCAGGAUUUUAUGUCCGAAGCUGUAACUAGCUUCGCGGAGGGUACAUGAAAUGGAAACAGCAGAACAUGGAGAUGUGGUUCUUGUUUUGCCCGUCGAUGUCAACGAAAACGAAGAGGCAGGUAAAUCUUACGGUUCACAUGCCGACUGUAAUAUAAUAGCAACGCCUCGCCCAUUGGACGACAACGGAAGCCGAGUAUGCGCGGCGGAUGAGGGUCAAACGGGGAAAGGUUAUGUUUAUAUAGCCAGCAAUGGGAAGAAUCCAAUCGUUGACUGUGUCGUGUUACCAUCGCAGAACGUCCGAGUUGGGAAUACAAUAAUGCGGGAUUUGGUUGCAGACUGUCUCCCCACUAAGAUGAAUGAAAGCGGUGUAAUUUCAGACCUGUGCAACGACCCACCGCACCCGAACGACCACAGACUUAAUGGUUUUACUGAGUCAUCGGUUCAGCUGAUGGUCGGGUCUGAAGCUGACGGAGGGGGGAGCGGGGGGCCCUUUUCCUGCUCAGACACAGCUGCAAACGCCUACAGACACGAGGAGGGGAACGGAAUGUUACUGCAGCUGGCUCGUGUUUCACAGCGGGGAAAACUGGAUUAUGAGGGGGAGACUCAAGAUUCCAACUCGGGUACACUGAAAGAGGGGGAUUCUAAUAUGGAGCCAGGGCCACAGCCGCCAUCUCUCUUUCCAUUGUCAUGUAGGCCUAUAGACAACCAUCAACAGAAUUACACGUUCACAGACUCUGUUGAUUUGGACAUGAAGAUGGCCAACGGGGAUAUGGAUUGUUAUUUAUCAAAUGAUGAUUGGUCUACAGAUGUAGAUACUGAUUAUUGUAGCCAGAUGGACACAUGCAACCGACUGCUAUGCCAAGGACUUGACUGCUCUGUCAUGGAAGUAAAUGGUGGCCUGCAUACUGUAAACACUGAAGCUACAUGUGAUUUUGAUGCUGUUUCCUCAGAAAGAACCACAAAUGUUCCAUUUGAUGUCGUCGUGGUGCAUGCUUCUAAUCUGCAGCGCCAAAACAUCCCUGGCAGCCCAGAGGGAGCUCCCCCAGCAGCUGCCAAGCCCCCCAAUGCAGCGAGUAGUGUUCCGGACUCUGAGGGUGUCCCUUCAGAAUCGAGUGCCAAACUCCCGUCUCCCUCUCCGUCAACACUUUCUGAAAACACCAGCAACAGUCCAAACACAGAACCCAGCAUGAGAGAGGAUUUGAGUGAGUGCAGUCUCCCAGCUAGGCCUCUCAGCCUCAGGACUAACCCAAACAUCACAGUCUCUCUCAGCUGUGAUGCCACCCCUCUCAGCCCGGAGGAUGGGGACAUGUUAUUUGGAGAUGAGGGGGGUGCUGACUGCUCUAGAAACACUUAUGAUAUCGGUCGUCGUCAAAGUGCCCCAGAGAAACUCCCCGACGGGUCGACAGUUCUGUCCUCUUCUAAGAAUUUUGGAAUCUCUGAUUUUUUCACCAGGAACCUGUUUUCUAGGAAGCCCAAAGAGCCAAAGCCACCUUCCCAGAAUGCUCCUGGGUGGAGGUUGUUUGGAAAGGUCCCCCUGAAGGAGAACACUACUAAAGAUCCUAAAGACUCCUUCACCAUCCAGCAGGAGUACCAGGUGAAGGUUGGACCAGCUCCAGGCCCCCAGGUCCAGCUCUCUGCAGCGCGGCGGAAAAACCUGGAGUUUGAGCCGUUGUCUACCACAGCUCUGAUACUAGAGGACAGGCCAUCGAACCUUCCUGCCAAGUCUGUUGAGGAGGCCAUGCGUCACAGACAAGAGUAUGACGAGAUGGUGGCAGGAGCCAAGAGGAGAGAGCUGAAGGAGGCCCAGAAGAAGAAGCGUCAGAUGAAGGAGAGGUUUAAACAGGAGGACAGCAUCGCCAACGCCAUGGUCAUCUGGAACAAUGACGUCCUGCCCAACUGGGACUGCAUGCGUAACACGCGUCGGGUCAGAGAGCUCUGGUGGCAGGGCCUUCCUCCCAGCGUCAGAGGACGAGUCUGGAGCCUGGCCAUCGGCAACGAGCUCAACAUCACCCCCGAGUUGUUUGAGAUAUUUCUGUCUCGGGCCAAGGAGAGGUGGAAGAGCUUCAGUGAGACCAGUUCUGAAAACGAGACAGAGGACUCUGGAUCAUUACAGGCGGAUAGAGAGUCAAGUCUGGACCUGAUAAAGCUGGACAUCUCCAGGACCUUCCCCUCUCUCUUUAUUUUUCAGAAGGGUGGGCCCUAUCAUGACCUCUUGCACAGUGUUCUGGGGGCGUACACGUGUUAUAGACCAGACGUGGGCUAUGUCCAGGGGAUGUCCUUCAUCGCUGCAGUGCUAAUCCUGAAUCUGGAGGAAGCUGACGCCUUCAUCGCCUUCGCCAACCUGCUCAACAAGCCCUGUCAGAUGGCCUUCUUCAGAGUGGACCACGACCUGAUGUUGAAAUACUUCGCUGCUUUCGAGGUGUUCUUUGAAGAGAACCUCCCACGGCUGUUCAAUCACUUUCAGACCAACAACCUCACCCCUGACCUUUAUCUCAUAGACUGGAUCUUCACCCUGUACAGUAAGUCGUUGCCAUUGGAUGUGGCGUGUCGCGUGUGGGACGUGUUUUGUCGGGACGGGGAGGAGUGUCUGUUCCGGACAGGCCUGGGCAUCCUGCGCCUCUACCAGGAGGUCCUACUGCAGAUGGACUUCAUCCAUAUGGCCCAGUUCCUCACCCGCCUGCCUGAUGACAUAGCCGCUGACAACCUGUUCAGCUGCAUCACUGCCACACAGAUGCUCAGCAGCAACCGCAAGUGGGGCCAGGUCUUCUCUGCAUUGAUGAAGGAUGGCAAUAAGGAAGUAGCCAACCACAGUCCGGCUCCAAGAAGCUAACGGUUUAGACACACGAACCCCACUACCCAAUGUGUUUCUGAAUCUGUGACACACGCACUUGGAUUUCUUCUGGGGACUGUUGCUAAGGCAACAGGAAUGCUUUGCUUGGUUAUGAAAUGGACACCAAAUGGAUGUAAUACUGGGAGGUGGCAACACAUCCCUACCUAUCUCUACACACACACACACACACACAAAAUGGCAUCAGAAGUGUGACUGAAAUGAAUGUUGGUGCAUCAGAGAACCAUUAGCAACUAUGAAUGAUGAAAUCUGGUAGAAAAUACUUUAGGCCGGGAGAGUUUUGUUAUUGCGCAUACGGCAAGUGGCUAUAAGGAGUUCCCAAAGCUCCUAUCAACACUCCAUUGGUUUGCGUACACUACACACAUUAAGUAUAUGUCCAUUUUCAUCCCUACAUAUCUCCACACACACACUCACAUAAUAACAGCAUUAUAAACAGGCCUUAGGUGGACCAUGAAACCACUGACUCACCCAUACAGUCUUGUCAGAAAUAUGUUAUACUUUCAGAUUGUAAAGCUGUUAAAUGUACUUGUCUCUCUUUGUUUUUAGGUUAUACCAAAUUUCUCCACGACUAAGUGUUUGUAAAUAUGAACUUAAACAUAUGUACCUAUAUUUGUAUGUAUUAAUGUAUGGUAUACACAUACAGUAUUUUCCUCGUGUUCACUAAUUCAACAGGACCCUUGGCAAACAGUGAUUCUGGAAUAGGAAAUACCAACGGUAAAACAAGGAGCGACUUGGUGAAAUCUUUUGAAAAACUAUUGAAUCUGAGUGCUCCUAUGUUAGUUUAAAGGUCCAAUGCAGCAAUUUUUAUCUCAAUAUCAAAUAAUUUCUGCUUAACAAUGAAGUACCUUACUGUGAUUGUUUUCAAUUAAACUAGUCAAAAAGAAACAAAUAGCUUCUUAACAAAGAGCAAUUUCUCAAGGAAGAAUUUUGAUAGCAGUCUCUGGGAGUGGUCUGAGUGAGGGGAAAACGGAAUAGUAGCUGUUAUUGGCAGAGGGAUUUGGAACUCUCUUUCUUAUUGGUGUAUUAACAAAUUUACUGCCUAGUGAUGUCACCAGGCAGGCCAAAACUCCAUGCCACCAAAACAGGUUGACAUUUCAGGCCGUCUUUUCAAACCGCUCUAACACUAAAAGGGCAUUAUCGUAAUUAUCACAAUAUUAUUCCAACCUCGUAGUGUGGAAGCAUAUAUAAAACACAGGCAAAUCAUGUUUUUUGCUGCACUGGGCCUUUUAAAUAAAGCCCUGAAGAGGAGGGUGGGAAAUCAUUUUGAAAUAAAAGUGCAAUAUGAAUCUCAAGGGCCACAUGAUGAUGCAGUGUUUUUGGAGAAACAUGUUUGAAUAACCGCUUUAUGUUGAGUUAAAUCUACAGUUGGUGAUGUCUGAUAGUACAGUGCUUUGAUUAAAUAUUUAGAACGUAGUGGAGAAGGAGAACAACAUUCUAGCAAGAUGUCUGAUUUAUUUUAAGAUUGACAUUUGGUCUGUAUGCAUACUAUUUAAGUUGUAGCAUUGCUUCCUGUAAAAUAAUCAUUCCGCUUGUUUUUGUCCAAUUUACAAUUGUACAGUUUUCAUAUGCCUUACUGGUACUGUAUAUGUAAUGUAAAAAAGAUCUAUUUCGUAAAUGGCCACUAGUUAAAUGUGUAAAUAAAUAUCUGGGCAACAGAA